UAUUCUGCCAUUUCGACAGCGGCCGGCAUCGAUUAUCUACGAUUUCUUAACUCUUUUAAAUCUCAAAUCCUUCAAACAUGUCUGCUAACGAAGAAAGAACCUUCAUCAUGGUCAAGCCAGACGGUGUCCAAAGGGGACUCGUUGGCAAGAUCAUCAAGAAAUUCGAGCAGAAAGGCUUCAAGCUUGUUGGAAUGAAAUUCAUGUGGGCUUCUGAGGAUCUCCUGAAGAAACACUACUCUGACUUGUCCAGCAAGCCAUUCUUCAAUGGACUCGUCAACUACAUGCACAGCGGCCCAGUUGUCCCCAUGGUUUGGGAAGGUUUAAACGUCGUUAAGACCGGCCGUGUCCUCUUGGGCGCUACCAACCCAGCUGACAGCGCACCCGGAACCAUCCGUGGUGAUCUCUGCAUCCAGGUCGGACGUAACAUCAUCCAUGGCUCCGAUGCAGUUGAAUCCGCCAAGAAGGAAAUCGACCUCUGGUUCACUGAAAAGGAAUUGGUUGGAUGGACCCCAGCUCAAAAGACUUGGGUCUAUGAAGAUUAAUUUCGUUCCAUUUAACAUAUCUUUGUGAUAUAUUUAUAAUAAAUAAGUAAAAAAAAA
Messenger RNA from Nicrophorus vespilloides, 599 nucleotides. It is a transcript of the gene awd, whose product is annotated as nucleoside diphosphate kinase. Gene Ontology annotation, biological process: GTP biosynthetic process; UTP biosynthetic process; CTP biosynthetic process. NCBI's taxonomy places the organism in Eukaryota, Metazoa, Arthropoda, Insecta, Coleoptera, Silphidae. Gene Ontology annotation, molecular function: nucleoside diphosphate kinase activity. The transcript is spliced from 2 exons. The record is from RefSeq and is a predicted model, not a curated record. Bases 78 to 542 code for a protein of 154 amino acids.